This is a messenger RNA of Mercurialis annua (annual mercury), 652 nucleotides long. RefSeq names its product putative lipid-binding protein AIR1B. The transcript has a single exon. The coding region runs from base 86 to 427 and encodes 113 amino acids. Lineage: Eukaryota; Viridiplantae; Streptophyta; Magnoliopsida; Malpighiales; Euphorbiaceae. The record is from RefSeq and is a predicted model, not a curated record.
ACCAACACCACAACUCCCACCACACCAUUGCAGAGCUUCAAAACAUUUAUUUCUAAAUCAAGCAUUCAGAAAAAAAAAAGUAACAAUGGCUUCAAAAGCUCAAGCUUCUCUUGCGUUUUUUAUGGCACUCAACAUGCUUUUCUUCAACAUGUCGAGUGCAACCGUCACUUACACUUGCCCGAGUGACGUCUACUUAAACCUGAAAUUAUGUGUCAAUGUGUUGGGCCUCAUCAGUCUUCCACCAAACGCUCAGUGCUGCGGAAUUCUGGGUACUCUUGCUGAUGCUGAAGCUGCUGCUUGCGUCUGCGCUGCCAUUAAAGCUAAUAUCUUGGGCAUACCGCUGAACCUCACUCUUAACCUAGCCUUGAAUUUGUUGCUUAAGGACUGUGGCAAGACUCUUCCUGUUGGAUACGUUUGCCCUGCUUAAUUGUUGAUUAAGUGGCUUAUUUGUGCAUGUUAUGCAUGAAUUUACAAGCCAAUUAAUUAAUGAAUAUCAACUACCUUGAGUUAUGUACUUUCAAUUAAAAUGGGUGUGGAAGACAAGCAGUACUAGAUGUUUCUUCUUGUCUUGAUCGCUUUGUAUUCUACUACUGAUUUAUCAAUCAGCAGUGCCAAUAAUAUAUUAUAAUAAAAGAGCUAUUUUGUUCUAUAA